Messenger RNA from Dracunculus medinensis (Guinea worm), 1434 nucleotides. NCBI's taxonomy places the organism in Eukaryota, Metazoa, Nematoda, Chromadorea, Rhabditida, Dracunculidae. The record is from the annotation of a GenBank genome assembly.
AUGUCUGCUCAUGCCUACUUUAUGAUAAUUACGAGCAUUGAACGACGCAUUCCUGCACGGCGCGAAAAGAUUCCGGAAGGUACUUUAUGUGUUGUUUGUUCUGAUUUGGCAAGCGGUAUUCAUUAUUCAGUAGCAAGUUGUAACGGAUGUAAAACUUUUUUCAGGCGAGCGCUCGUUAAUAAGCAAGCAUUUCACUGUCAAUUUUCCGAUGAUUGUAUCGUCGAUAAAUCUGUUCGAUGCGGUUGUCGCAGUUGUCGUCUUAAGAAAUGCUUUCAAAUGGGUAUGGAUCCUAAAGAAGCUAAUGAGCAAAAUUUAGCUAUUCAACAUGACCGCGACAAAAUUCGUUACACGAAGAGGAAUAAGAAAAUUAAAGACGAACAAACGAUGGAAAUCGUCGAUUUCAUUAAUAACAAAUCGUUCGUGAAAGAAGAGAUUGAAUACAGUCCAAUAAGCAACAACACUACUGAUGAAAUCAAUGCGAUGUGUAGUCCAUCGUCAAGUUCAGUUGGUCAGGCGCCUGGAAGCAAUGGUUUAUUAAAUGAACAUGAUGUUCAAGAAAUUCAAGUAGAAAUGUCAAAUGCGCUGAAUGUACUGCUUAAUUUGGAGCGUAAGAUAAAUAUAGUUCGUGAGGUUAACAAAUUUGCAGUUCAUACAUCAGUGGCUUCUUGCAUGUAUGAUCGUCGGCUAUUAGAGGAUGAAAUUUGGAUGGCAACACAUUCGGUCCCUUCUCCUUUGUCGCCUUUGAUUAAUCCAGUUCCGUGCGACAGAGAAAAUAUGCGUGAAUGGUUCAUAAAAGAUCUCACACUUAUGAUUGAAUGGGCCAAGUGUCUUCCACAGAUGGGUCAAUUAUUGCUUAAUGACAAGCUGGCAUUAAUUAAAGCUUUUGCGCCGAUCUUUCCUCUAAUACAGCUGGUUUAUUUCUCUUAUACAUGUGAAAUGCAAAAUAUGUCAAGAAAUUCAGUUAACACAAUCGAUUCAUCGACACUUCAAACAUUGCAAAGAUCGCCAUUAUAUUCAAAUGAAGUCGACCAAGUACCUUCAAUAGAGAAAAAAUUUUCAACUGAUCGUUUAUGGUACCCAGAUGGACGAUAUCUUGAAAGAGAAGACAGAUCGGAACUGCCAACCAGUAGUCAAAAGCAAGUUUUUAUAAAUGCUCUUCUCAUUGAUGGUGUUUAUCGUUUAAUCCAACGUCAAAAGCUUUCAGAAAAUCAUUUAGUGUUGUACAAAUUGACGCUUUUCUUCAAUCCUCAUGCGGAUGGACUAAGUUCUCCUGGUAAAGCGAUGGUCACUGGUGAAAGGCUAAAAUCUCUUAAUUAUUUGUUCGCACAAUUCAGUCAAGAUUUUCCUGGCAAAGGUGCAGCUAAUCUUUAUGCUGAUUUAUUGUUGAUGACUGCCACUUUAACAGUUAGUUUUAUUUCUUUUAUUUUUGUUUAA